AACGCUUGGGCUUAGUUCCGACUUAUUUUAUAAAGCUCAUUCGUCUACAAUUCAUGUAUUUGGCGAAGAAAACCGUCAAAUUAAGCGGGAAUAUCAGCGAUUUCUAACUGUUGACGUUGAUGAAUUACGAAAUGACGAUGAUCAGAUUCAAUCCCGAACGUAUUUUGUCGCACUUAACAAUCCUAAAGAAAAUGGUUCAUUAGGUUAUUACUAUGGCAAAGUUCACUUGUUGACAACGUAUAUGUCUGAAGAUGGAAAUCAUAGUAUCGGGCAAGGAAUACAGCUAACUUUGUUAUCGCAAGCUAAUCCCGAAGUGUUGCUCAACCAAGCCGAACGAGCUCAGAUUUGCAUGUCUCUUCAACCGAAUAUUUGCAUAUUACAGAAACGUGUUGCAAAGGACAAAAGGCUAAAUCGCAAGCGUCUAAAAUCUCGCAUUCAAUAUUAUUCCAAUUGUGUGGCGACGUUCCAGUUGCUGAUUAUUACCUGUGGAGAUAUUCAAACAAACCCAGGACCUUCUACAACUGAACCAACAUCAAGUAACAACCAAUGUUAUCGGCGUGUUUCUGCGGUUAAAUGUCCAGCAUGUGAGAAAACUGUUCGACGCAAUCAAAAACGUAUGGUUUGCAAUAUUUGCAAAGACUUGUAUCAUGCACGUUGUAUCGAGGCAGUUAUACCACAACACAUCCCAUCCGACAAGCCCGUUGAGCAGACAUGUGAUAGAUGUUUAAUAUCACUGCUACCCUUCCAUGGCCAACCUAAUUUAGACGCUUCUUUUCGACAAGAAACCAGUGACAAUCUUCUCAACGACAUGCCCGAUGAACAUCUCAAUGUCCUCACUAGUAGGGCUAACCAACUUAGGCUUGCACAUUUAAACACACAAAGUAUGGUGUCGACAUUUGAUGAGCUACUCGUCACCAUUUCUAAAUAUCCAUUUGAUAUAAUAGCAAUGAGUGAAACAUGGCUAAAGAACAAUCCUCACUUAUUAGAAUAUGUUAACAUUCCUGGCUACUCUAGCGCCUUUCGCAACCGAGAUAAAAUUCGUGGGGGAGGUGUUGGUGUGUAUUUGAGGGAUACUAUUAACUACAAGAGGCGUACAGAUAUUGAAGACAUCGAACCUGAACUAGAACACAUAUGGCUGGAAAUACCUGGUAAAAAUAAACACA
Molecule: messenger RNA, 1163 nt
Organism: Paramuricea clavata
Lineage: Eukaryota; Metazoa; Cnidaria; Anthozoa; Malacalcyonacea; Plexauridae
Source: the annotation of a GenBank genome assembly